UCAGAUGCUGCAAGAAUGACGCAAUUAAAAAUCCACCGAAAUGAAACGUCCUGUUUUUAUUUAUCGAAAUAAAUGAUCGCAAAACUUCAUCAUCAGUAGGUUGUUUUAUCACCAUAACAACCAGAUGCUAAGAUUUGAAAUAUUAUUUUGAUUGACAGGGACACUCUCCCAAUACCUCCUUUGAUGCUUUGAUGAACAGCAUCAAAGUUGUUAUUUGGAUUGGAGACCUCUGAUUGGCUGUUGAUUGCUUUAAAUACUGUUCAAGUUUAAGACAGUUGCUGUUGCACUCUGACCUUGACUGAGACAUAAAGCCUUUUGACUUCAAGUUCCAGACAAGAAAGGAAAAUAGUGCAUCAACUGUUCAAACAGCUUCUUCAAAAGAUCGAUCUACUCUCUGUGGUGAACCAUGCAGAAACCAGACGUUGUGACGGCCCUCAAUGCCGAACUCCUCACAGCCUACAGGAGGAUUCUGGCUCUUAAGGAGGAGGUGUGGCAGCUGAAAAACCAGCUUCAAGACAGUGAUGUCAUAAAGAUGGUUUUGGAGAAGGAGAAGGAGGAGGAGAAGGAGAAGGAGAAGGAGCAGGAGAAAGAGAAAGAGAAAGAGAAGGAGAAGGAGCAGGAGAAAGAGAAAGAGAAGGAGCAGGAGAAGGAGAAGGAGAAGGAGAAGGAGAAGGAGACCCAGGCCUUGAAGGAGAAGGUGGAGCAGCAGGAAAACCAGCUGAAAGAAAAAGAUUGUGUCAUAAAGAAGGAGGUGAAGAAACGGCGCGCUCGCCUCAGGGCCUACCUUGACUGCCUUGCUGAGCUGACUGUCUCUCAGGCCAAGAAUAAGAUGAUGGAAGCAAGUCUGCUCCAGGAGCCACCCCAGGAGGAGAAGGAGAAGGAGAAGGAGAAGGAGAAGGAGAAGGAGAAAGAGAAAGAGAAAGAGAAAGAGAAGGAGAAGGAGAAGGAGAAGGAGAAAGAGAAAGAGAAGGAGAAAGAGAAGGAGAAAGAGAAGGAGAAGGAGCAGGAGAAAGAGAAAGAGAAGGAGCAGGAGAAGGAGAAGGAGAAGGAGAAGGAGAAGGAGACCCAGGCCUUGAAGGAGAAGGUGGAGCAGCAGGAAAACCAGCUGAAAGAAAAAGAUUGUGUCAUAAAGAAGGAGGUGAAGAAACGGCGCGCUCGCCUCAGGGCCUACCUUGACUGCCUUGCUGAGCUGACUGUCUCUCAGGCCAAGAAUAAGAUGAUGGAAGCAAGUCUGCUCCAGGAGCCACCCCAGGAGGAGAAGGAGAAGGAGAAGGAGAAGGAGAAGGAGAAGGAGAAAGAGAAAGAGAAAGAGAAAGAGAAGGAGAAGGAGAAGGAGAAGGAGAAAGAGAAAGAGAAGGAGAAAGAGAAGGAGAAAGAGAAGGAGAAAGAGAAGGAGAAGGAGAAGGAGAAGGAGAUCCAGGCCUUGAAGGAGCAGGUUGAUCAACUGCACCUUCAGCUGAAAGACAAAGACUGUGUCAUAAAGAAGGAGGUGAAGAAACGGCGUGCUCGCCUCAGGGCAUAUCUUGACUGCCUUGCUGAGCUGACUGUCUGUCAGGCCAAUAAUGAGAUGAUGGAAGCAAGUUGGCACCAGGAGCCUGCGACAACAAGGAGCAGUGAGGUGGAGGUCAAAAAGGAGAUGGAGAACGAGAAGGUGCUCGCUUCAAGGCCUAAAGGAGACGAAACUGCAGCAGGAGACAACACCAACUAUGGGACUGAGCUGCAGAAAGGAGGAGGCUGAGCUGAGCUGGAGGAGAGAGAAGAGGUGGAGAAGCCCCCGCCCUCACCCUUUUCCUACUCUUAAAACAAACCCCUCCCCU
Molecule: messenger RNA, 1817 nt
Organism: Pleuronectes platessa (European plaice)
Lineage: Eukaryota; Metazoa; Chordata; Actinopteri; Pleuronectiformes; Pleuronectidae
Product: golgin subfamily A member 6-like protein 22
Exons: 2
Coding region: 407-1738 (443 amino acids)
Source: RefSeq, a predicted model, not a curated record